GUGAUGAGGCUCUGCUUGUCAGUCAGACUUUGAACUGAGCACUGGCGCUCAUCGCCGUUAAAUCUCUGACACCUUCAUCACCGAACCGCUCAGAGAUAAAUCUAUAUAUAUUUAUAUAUAUAUAUAGGGAUUAGGAUGAACAGUUACUGAGGAAGGCGGAAAAAAACAACAACCCCGAGGACAGCGACGUAGGGACCGAGAGGAGAUUAAACGUUAGCUAACGACGUUUAACGUUCACGUUACUCGGGGAGUUGCGAUGGUCCAGUCAAGGGAUAUUUUUCUAGCCUUGCUUCUUGUGGGCUGUGCAGUGUCCCUGGAGGUGCAGAUCACUCCGGGUUAUGGUGAAAUUAGUCUUGGAGAGUCGAAAUUCUUCAUGUGUGAAGUUGUGGGCGUCGCCAAGCACAUAGACUGGUUUGGACCAAGCGGGGACAGGAUAGAACCGAACAGACCAGACGUAACAGUAACCCGUAACGAUGAGUCAUCCUCCACUCUCACGCUGUAUAAAGCUGGGACCGACAAUGCUGGGACAUACAAGUGUGUCGCUACCAAUAAAGACCAGCAAGCAGAGUCAACAGUCGUAGUGAAAAUCUUCCAAAAAAUCACCUUCACGAAUGCACCCUCACCCCAAGAAUUUACCGAAGGGGACAACGCCAACAUUAUAUGCGAUGUUGUCAGCUCACCUCCACCCACGGUUAUUUGGAAAUAUAAAGGUUCAAAAAUUCAGAUGGAAAAAGACGUCCGGUUCAAAAUACUGAACAACAAUCACCUUCAAAUCCGUGGCAUAAAGAAGACGGACGAGGGCCUGUAUACCUGUGAGGGUCGCCUCAUGGCCCGCGGCGAGAUUGAUCUGCGUGUCAUAAAGGUCGUCGUGAAUGUGCUCCCAACCAUCAGGAUAUGGCAGUCAGAGGUAAACGCCACGGCCGAUAUCGGGCAGCCUGCCAUUCUGACUUGUGCUGUUGAUGGCUAUCCUGAACCCAUGGUGACCUGGACAAGGAAUGAAGUGGACCUCGAGGCAGGAGACAAGUACAGCUUUAAUGAAGAUGGCUCCGAGAUGACCAUAAUGGACGUUAACAAGCUGGACGAAGGAGAGUAUACCUGCAUCGCCAAGAACAAGGCUGGGGAGAGCGCACAGGAGCUCAGUCUGAGAGUGUUCGUAAAACCGAAGAUCACAUACAUCGUAAACCAGAGCGCUUCAGAGAUGGAGGAGCAGGUAACUCUGACUUGCGAGGCAUCGGGAGAUCCAACUCCCACCAUCAGCUGGAGCUACGGUGGGCGUGUCUUCGCAGGAGACCAGGCACAUCUAAACAGGAUCUAUCAGGCUUCAUGGACUCGGCCCGAGCAACACAAGAGCCUGGAUGGAAAUGUAGUGGUGAGGAGUGAUGCUCGUGUGUCCUCGCUCACUCUGAAGUAUGUCAAGUAUACAGACGCUGGUCAGUACCUCUGCUCAGCACGCAGCGCCAUCGGAGAGGACGAUCAAGCAGCACACCUGGAGGUCCGCUACACCCCUAAGAUCAACGGCACAGUAGCGGUGUAUACCUGGGAGGGAAAUCCUGUCAAUGUCAGCUGUGAGGUCAAGGCUCAUCCCAGUGACGUGUCUAUUGUGUGGCUGAGAGAUGGACUCCAGCUGCCCAACUCAAAUACCACCAACAUAAAGAUCUAUAGAAGUCCCUUAGCCAGCUACAUGCAGAUAACCCCGGAGUCUGGAAAUGACUUUGGGAGCUAUAACUGCACCGCCUCAAAUGAGAUGGGCACAGAGUCCAAGGAGUUCCUGCUCAUUCAGGCCGAGGUCCCAUCUCCUCCGUCCAUUGAUGAGGUGAAGCCCUUCUCCACCACGGCUCAGAUCGUGUUUGAGGAGCCUGAAUCCUCUGGAGGCGUCGCUGUCCUGAAGUACAGAGCUGAGUGGAGGAUGCAGGGCAGGGGCAGCUGGUUUCAGACACUCUACGAGGUCCAAGACGGCUCCGUCGGCGAGGUGACGAUCACAGGUCUGAAGCCGGAGACCAGCUACGAGGUCAAGUUGUCGGCCAUCAACGGCAAAGGGGAGGGAGAAAGCAGCGCCGCCGAGUUCUUUAAGACGGAGCCUGUUCGCCACUCUCAUAAAAACGGCAUGUUUCAUUUUUUCACUGAAGACACAGAAGGGAAUCCCAAUCCUCCUAAACUCGAGGGGUCGCUUCAACCUAAAGGCAACUCCCUGAAAGUCAGCUGGAUCAAGCAGGACGACGGCGGAUCCCCCAUCAUACAUUAUCUUGUCCGCUAUAAGCCAACACAGGCUUCAGACUGGAAGCCAGAAAUCCGGCUACCCAGCAGCAGCGACUACGUGGUCCUGAGCGGGCUGGAGUGGGACACCGAGUACAAUGUCCUCGUGGUGGCGGAGAACCAGAAGGGCAAGUCGUCGCCGGCGACCAUGUCCUUCAAGACGUCCUCGGAGCCAGAAGCAAUCCCAGAUUUGGGUGAUGAGGCCGCGCUCUCCAUGGGCAUCAUGCUCUGGGCAGGGAUCCUGGUUGUAGUGUUCGUGCUCCUGCUCCUGGCCGUGGAUGUCACCUGCUACUUUGUCAACAAGUGCGGCCUCAUCAUGUGCCUCUGCGGCAAAUCGGGCACAGGAACCAAAGGACACGUGGAGGAGGGCAAGGCAGCGUUUGUGAAGGACGAGUCCAAAAAGCCCAUAGUGGACGUCAGGACGGAGGACGAGACCGCAGCCAAUCAUCACACGGCAGGGCCGACAGAACCCAACGAAACUACGCCUCUCACGGAGCCAGAGCUGGCGGCUUACACUGCUGCUCUGGCUCUGGACACCCUCUCCUCCGUAGCCACCAACUCUGACACAGCCACUGCGACAAUUGACCCCGCUCAGGACAGCCCCUCUAGCGAGACCACUACCCUCACUUGCAGCCUGUCCACCCCGGCCAACGAACCCUCGCCCGCCCCCGUCCCGGCUCCGGCCCCGACCCCAGAGUCGAACGCGGCCCCGCCGACUCCCGUCAUCUCCACGGCUGCCGUCGAAGCUAAAAUGGCGCCGUUAAUAGAGCAGAGAAGAAGUAACACCCCAGAACAUGAGAAAAAAAACCCUCCUCCUCCUCCUCCUCCUCCUUCUUCUUCUUCUUCUUCUUCUACCCCCGAACAGACUAAACCUCAAAAAUCUGGGACACCGAUACCACCAAAGCGUAGACACUCUCCUAAACUCGCUGCUCUAAAUGCUAAAAGUAGCCCUCCUGUUUCCCCGCUUGCCACAUCCUCCCCAUCAUCCUCCCCCACCGUAGGCACCAAGAAGCUUGCUCCGAGCCCACCGGUCACCAAGCUGCCCACUCACACCGCAGCACCAGCACAAACCGCCUCCGCUCUAGCAACUACUGCCCCUCCAAAGCCUGACCCCGAUCCUCACGGGUUUAGCUUCCCUGCCUUUGACAUAGACAAACGUGUAGGCCAAGCUGCUCCUACCGCAAAGCCUGGGUCUCCUUUACCCGUUACCUCCCUCUGUUCCGCCCCCGCCUCACACGACUUCCUCUCAUCAGACUAUUAUGACAUGCUCGCCCCUGACGCAAGGCUCAAAAAUGCAGAUUUAGAUUUCGAGCUGACAAACGGGACACGGAGACCCUCCCACCCGGCAGACUCCGCAGACCUCAUUAGCAUAGUCAGCCCGGCCGCUGCCCCCGCUCUGCCCAAUGGAGACGGAGCGCACCGCCCCCCCUCAGGCCCAGAUCCGGAGGCGUCAAAGAAUCUGGCCAAGACCGCUCCUCCUGUCAACGAUGAGUGAUGUGACGAGUUUCCAGGAGGAACACAGAUACAACAUGAAGAUUUUUCCCGAUGAGAAAGCCCAACUGGGCGGGGGAGACUCGACCCUGAUCGCUGCAGAACACAACAGUGUCGCACAGACAAAUGCCACCGAGAGCAAAGCAUGAUGGGCCAGAGAAACCUCGGCCCAAAUGUCCAAAACAUUUCGCAGCAGCGAGCGAGAGAACAGGAGUUUUGAUUUCCAGUGCCCUUAACGACACAUUCAGAAACAACACACGUUGGUUAGAGCGCACUUCGCCUGUGCUUUCAUUUCCGGUCUCAUUCAUGAAAUGUUUACUACACCCGAGGAUUCAUCUUAAGGUCAUCAGAGAUUUAUUUUAUUUUUUUAUUCUUAUUUUAUUUAACCAGUCAGGAACGAUUAAGAAAGUCUCUAAAUAAAACGAUUGCUUGAUAAAUAUAUGAAAUUACACUUUCUUUCUAUAGUUUGAACUGUAAUGGAUUAUUAUGAGAAAUGUAAAAAAAAAAAAAAAAAAAGGAAAAAAAAAAGGUGACUAUAUAUAGAAAUUAUUUUUCUUAUUUUCAUGUUCAAAUGUAAAACCGUUUGCAUAUUUUAAGUUAGAUUUAUUUUUUAUUUUUCUGUGGGCUAGUCUCAUUCAAUAGCUUGUUCUGCAUGUCCGACCUGCAAGUGGUUGUAAAGUUUUUGUUUACAAGGUUUACUGUUGCACUCUUGUCUGUUGCAGGGAAGUUUCACGCUGGCGUUGAUUAAACACAGGCCCGAGUUCAGUGUUCAGAUUAGAACCGUAUCUGUCAUGGUUACAGAAAUACAGGAUUAACCCACAGCCAGCUGUGCAGGGGGAGAGAGAAGCGGAUGGUGAAACCGUUUUUUUGGAUCAAAGUUCAUUCAGUCUGUCACUGCCUUACUGUAAAGCUCCAAAAAUACUCAAUCCAAAAAAUGGAUUUGAUUAGAAGAGGAACAGAAAGACUGAUAUUACCACGCGAAUGUCUCAUGAUCUGGAGCUAAAUAUAAACCACGUGCUUGUUUUGAUGAUGAUGAUGAUGAUGAUGAUAGUGGGGAGGGGGGGGCAACAACUAUGAUCAUUUACUCCUCACAUUUCGGAUCAAAGGUCUGGCUUCAUAGUUUGUGCGUUUGAAGUGAAAAGUAAAAAAAAAAAAAAUCUAAAUGAAAACUCUAAAAAGCAUUUCUUUUGUACUAUUUAAAAACUACAAAGGUUUCUUUUCCAUUCCUGCCUGCGAGCUUGUGCACUGUGCCUGUGUGUCGAUAGAUCGUCUCGUCAUCAGUUCCUAUGAUAAUCUGCAUAGCUUUGUCGUGAGAGAUUUAGCCUUUUUUAUUUUAUUUGAUGUAUUACUAGAAGAAAAGUACGAUAAAUGGACUAAUGUGGUCAUUAUAACACGUGUAGUGUAUAAAACUGUCCCGUCUCUGGUCACAGCACUAUAUUAUUGCCAGCUAUAGUGGAGGGGAGGGUGUUUUGAGCCUUGGCAUGAACUCAGUACUUCAGAUAAGACGUGCCCUGUGUUUUUGUAUGAUAGGGGGGCAAAUAGUUCUCAUGUUGAUUCAGUGAGUGUUAACCUGCGGGGGCUUGUUCUGGCGUCAUUACACAUUGUUUUUAUUUCUCUCCCCCAGUUGUUAUUCAAGUGUUCUGUAAUGUGGAUUUCUUUUCUAAGUUUGUGUCUUUUUGUACAAAACUCACUCACCAAGAGCGACUGCUUGACUGACUUCAGGAGGCCAUAGGCAGGAAGCAGGGUGGUCCACCUGUAACCCAAGAGCUAACUCUUUUUUUUUUAUUACCAUUAUUAUUUUAUUUAAAUAAGCUUUAGAUUAUAGAUGUAACCUCAAAAGAACUGAAUACAUUAUUAUUCUCCUUGAACUCCACCGGACCACCUUGCUCCCUCGUCUCUGGAAGCUCCUUUUGGUUUUAUUGGGUCAAACUCAGAAAAUAUCUGCUGUGUACAGUCUGAGUGCUAACCCAUUUACAAAAUAAAAAGUGGUUUCCGAACCUAA
Messenger RNA from Mugil cephalus (flathead mullet), 5746 nucleotides. RefSeq names its product neural cell adhesion molecule 1b (gene ncam1b). Gene Ontology annotation, biological process: cell-cell adhesion. The transcript has 25 exons. Gene Ontology annotation, molecular function: protein binding. The coding region runs from base 257 to 3748 and encodes 1163 amino acids. Gene Ontology annotation, cellular component: neuron projection; membrane. The record is from RefSeq and is a predicted model, not a curated record. Lineage: Eukaryota; Metazoa; Chordata; Actinopteri; Mugiliformes; Mugilidae.